GGGAUCUGGAUUUGGGGAUCUGGAUUUGGGAGUCUGCACUUCGGAUGCAGUUUAGAUGCAGUUUAGAUUCAGUUUAGAUUCAGUUUAGAUUCAGUUAAAUGCAACUUAGAUCCACCUUAGAUUCCGUUUAGAGUUUAAAUUCAGUUUGGAUUCAGUUUAGAUCCAGUUUAAAUUCAGUUUAGAUCUAGUUUAGAUCCAGUUUAGAUUCAGUUUAGACCCAGUUUGAUUCAGUUUAGAUCCAGUUUAGAUUCAGUUUAGAUCCAGUUUGACCAUUGUUGGGCACCUGCCGGACUCUCCCCUCCAUCCAGCACAAACCCAACUCAUCCCCCGCCAAACCCCGCGGUUUAGGCGCAACCACAGGUGACUCUGACACCAAUUCCCUCCUCCAGGUCCUUCCCCACAGCCCCACCAUGAUUUACUCCUCGGGCCGAGAAUCCUUCUUCAACCUCAACUCCACGUGGUACGACCCGGCGGGUUCAUGGCUGGACACGCGGCGCACGCCCUUCCGCUACGGCUACUCGGGCUGCUGCUCCUCGGGCUGCUCCAACGAGGGCGUGCAGGGCAUGUGCGGCCACGACUACCGGCACUACGGCUACCGCCAGCCGCGCUGCGCCGAGCGCUGCCACGGCUACUCGGGCUCAGCGGGCGCGUGCCAUGGCUGCGUCAGGAGGCCUACGGGCUGCCAAGGGGGUUCAGGGGGCUACGGGAGGUCCGUGUGCGCUGAGAGGUGCCAGGGUUCCUCCGGGGGGUGCCAGGGAGGGGGGUCUGGCUGUGUCAGGAGGCCCACGGUCUACCAAGGGGGUUCAGGGGGGUGCCAGGGUUAUGGGAGGUCUGUGUGCUCCGAGAGGUGCCAUGGUUCGGUGGUCCAGGGUGGGAAACCUUGCUGUGGGAAACCAGUGCAGAGCAUCCCAGUUCAGAGCUGUCCCCAACCAGUGCAGAGCUGUCCCUGUCCUGCUCCAGUGCAGAGCAUCCCAGUUCAGAGCUGUCCCCAACCAGUGAGCAUCCCAGUUCAGUGUCCUGCUCCAGUUCAGAGCUGUCCCCCACCAGUGCAGAUCUGUCCCUGUCCCUGUCCCCCUCCGGUCCAGCAGAGCUGUGUGCCCGUGGCCAAGGGCAUCCCCCGCCAGCAGAAGAGGCAGAUCUGCAAAGUUCCAGCCCAGAAGAUCAAGUAAAAGCCGCGAGGAGCGAGGGGGAACAAAAGGAAUUUGUCCCUCUCUGUCGCCGUGUCCCUGCCCCGCGCUGUCACCCAACUCUGUAACUCACCCUAAAGCUGUGACCCACUGGCACUGUGGAAUUUAAAAUUCUCCUCACCUCAUUCCACAGCAGAUGUGGAGGCAAUAAAAAAAAUGCUGGCUC
Messenger RNA from Catharus ustulatus (Swainson's thrush), 1353 nucleotides. Its product is annotated as keratin-associated protein 5-5-like. NCBI's taxonomy places the organism in Eukaryota, Metazoa, Chordata, Aves, Passeriformes, Turdidae. The transcript is spliced from 2 exons. The coding region runs from base 411 to 1169 and encodes 252 amino acids. The record is from RefSeq and is a predicted model, not a curated record.